CAAGCUCCACGCAGUAUCAGCCACCAGUUGCAGGCGCCGUGCGGCCGAGAGCACGCGCGCGUAGAGAAGAAAAUUCUAAUGCUCAGAUUUUGAUAUUUUCGGGCGGGAUGAGCUUCAAGGAGCGAAUUAAAAGCGUUUGGGGAUGAUUUAAAAGAAAAAAAAAUAUCAGUAUUUUUUUGCGUUGAAAACAACAUUGAGAGCUGAAUAAUGCUUUGCGAGGUUUUUAAUUAAUUCGAAUAGAAGGAAGAUAAUUACCUGGAGUGAGAAUGGAAAAAUAUGAGAUAGGAUAUUACGAUUGUGAUUGCGGAGGUACUCUAUGAAGCUUCGCUUAUUUCGAGCGACGAGAAAACUCGGUCAACAGUCCGUCGCGUGUUAAAGUACUUUAGAUGAAGAGACGAAUUCAGGUAGUGGAAUUAAAAGUGGAAUUGAAUUGAUUAAAUGGGGUUGUUUUGUGGUGUCUGGUGUGGGUGAGUUUAAAGGAAGUUGGAGACACUGAGGGACGGGCGAGAGGAAUUCGAAGGAGGUAUUCAGGAAGUUUGAAAAGUUCAAGUUCACAUGGAUGAAGAAGAGAGCCCCGGUGACAACGCCGCCGAUGAUGGCAGCGUCAAGGAGCUACAGAAGCUGCGGGACAGGUACGAGGGAAAAGUAACGGCAUCACUAUACACCGGUACCCUCACUGUUGCCGGAGCUGCCUCGCUCACUGCUCUUGUUGCACUCUGCGUACUUCACUUUAAUGACCUGAAAGAUGUCGUUGUUGAGGCAUCGAUCCUCGCCCUGACGGUGGUAUCAUCCCUGACCCUCCUAACAAUCGCCCAAUUUCCAUCGACUCUGACCUCCAACCGAGCAAGAAUAUCCGUUGGUCUGACUUCAUCACUAAUCCUGGGGGCCGCGGUUUUGGCGCUAGCCGGGCCAUUACCAAUAUUUGCCUGCAUACUGACAACAAUCGCAACACUACCCCGAAUCAGGAAGCAUCGACCAACGGUGGUUGGCCUCGUUAUUGCUGCUGUCCACAUUGCACGGGGAAUUGUUAUGUACAUAAUGGACGAAGAUGCGAGCUUCCACCAGGUGACGGGCGAUGCAGUGCUCAUGCUGUCGGCCAUCAUCGCUGGAAUACACUACAGAAAUUUAACAAGCAGAGCACACCGACAGACAUUUUCGGGUACAAAAACUGUUAUUAAAUCACGUGUGAAACUAGAGUGCGAGAGAGAGCAGCAGGAACAACUGUUGCUCAGCGUCAUCCCAGCCUACAUAGCAGCAGAGGUGAAGCGCAGUAUCAUGCUGAAAAUGGCUGAUGCCUGUCAGGAGGCGAGCAAGCACAAACAGACGCGCUUCCACGAGAUGUACGUUCAACGACACAAUAACGUCAGUAUUCUCUACGCAGACAUCGUCAACUUUACUCCGCUCUCGGAGCAAUUGUCGGCGUCGGAUCUCGUUAAAACUCUGAAUCAACUCUUUGGGAGGUUUGAUCAAAUUGCACAGGACAAUCAAUGCAUGAGGAUAAAAAUCCUGGGCGAUUGCUACUACUGCGUAUCCGGCCUCCCCGUAUCACGACCUAAUCAUGCCUACAACUGUGUCAAUAUGGGCCUCCAGAUGAUAGACACUAUCAGAUUCGUAAGAGAAGCAACUGGAUUCAACGUAGACAUGAGAAUCGGAAUACACACUGGGAAUGUUCUCUGCGGUGUACUUGGCCUCCGAAAGUGGCAGUUUGAUGUUUGGAGUGACGAUGUCACUCUUGCCAAUCAUAUGGAGAGUGGUGGAUUACCUGGGAGGGUUCACAUAACGUCAGCAACGCUGGACCAACUUGGUGAUCGUUUCAAGGUAGAGCCAGGAAACGGUGGUUCCCGUGAGACUUAUCUCGCCGACCACAAGAUCGAAACUUAUCUCAUAAUACCACCAGAGAAAACUAAGGGAGACGUUGAAAUGGAGAAUGGUAAAAUGCCAGGUCCAGUGCCAUCCAGGUCAAGGCCCAGCAGUAAAAUGACUAAAUAUGUUGAGUGCUGGGGGGCGGACAAGCCCUUUGCCAACAUUGCCGAGUCAACAUUAGCUAAAAAUAUUGGCUUAACCAGCAUCGCAAUGAUCGAAUCCAAUCUCUUGGCAAAUAACUCCAACUGCAUAAACAUCAAACAAUGUUGCACGGGUAACGAGGGAAUGUCGUCCACCACGUACUGGUUCAAAGAUAAAACACAGGAGAGCCAGUACAGAGACCAGAGGGAUGAGCAAUACCCCUGGUACGUCGUCGCAUCCACCGUUCUCUACUCCGCAAUGUUCAUUAUUCAAGUUAUCUAUCUACCGAGCAGUAUAACCGUCUACGGAUGCUUCUCAGUCGGCCUAAUUUCCCUGCUCUCCUUCACUGGAAUAUCCUGGUACGCCGAGAGAACAUCUGUUGGCUGUGAAGAGACAAGUCAUCCGAUGGUCCUGAGUCGUGGCAUCAGAAUAGCUGUCUAUCUGAUCACAGCAGUGCUCGCUGUGGCUUCGGGGCUAAUUAGUAUCAUCGAUGUCGACGUAAAUAAUUCAAGAGUGGCACCAGCCUACUUGCACUCGGCGACCCUUGCGCUGAUAAUUGGAUGGGUUCAUCUGAGAGUUGGGUUCCUCCUCAAGCUCUUCGUCAUGAUUCUUUCCAUAUUCUCUGUUCUUGCGGUGUUCCACUACAAUCCGAUGAUUGGGGACUACUAUGGUGGCGAGAGCGAAUUCUCCGGAAUAAAUCAUCUCAUACAAAUUGGCUACCUCCUCUGCACCAUCGCCCUUAUCCUCCACGUACUCGACCGACAAAUUGAAUUCACAACGAGAACAGAUUUUUUGUGGAAGACAAAGCUCAGAGUAGAGCAAGACGAAGUGGAAACAAUGCGUGGUAUAAAUAAGAUUCUACUGGAGAAUAUCCUUCCGGCUCACGUGGCCGACCACUUCCUCUCCACCCAGGUCACCCAGGACUUGUACCACGAGAGAUACAGCAGUAUCGCCGUGAUGUUUGCGUCGAUACCGAAUUACAAGGAAUUUUACGAUGAGACUGAUAUUAAUAAACAGGGGCUGGAGUGUCUGAGGCUACUCAAUGAGAUUAUUUGUGAUUUUGAUAAGCUUCUGCUUAAGCCGAAAUUCUCGGGAAUCGAGAAGAUUAAGACUAUUGGGAGUACGUACAUGCUUGCUGCUGGGUUGAGUCCAGGAAAGGAAGAUGUAAACGAGAAGGACCUGAUGAAACAGCAAGAACACAAUGUGAUUGUUCUCGUGGAGUUUGCCAUCGCCCUCAUGACUAUUCUCGAUCAAAUUAAUAGAGAAUCCUUUCAGCGGUUUAAAUUGAGAAUGGGCCUGAACCACGGCCCGGUGAUAGCCGGCGUAGUGGGUGCCCAAAAGCCCCAAUACGAUAUCUGGGGGAACACUGUCAACGUGGCCUCUAGAAUGGACAGUUGCGGUGAGAUGGGACGACUCCAAGUAACCGAAGAUACCGCGAAAAUACUGAAAAACGCGGGCUACGAGCUCAUCUGCCGUGGGCCGACCUACGUCAAAGGAAAAGGCACCUUGACAACCUACUUCGUGAAAACCCCUUUCGAUGGUAAAGAGGACAAUUACUAGCAAUCUCAUAAUUUUGUACAUAUUUUAAUCGCAUAAGAACAGUGGAAAUUAUCAUUGUAUUCUAAAAUUGUGAUUGUCGACACCUUAUUCGUUUAUCUUCUGAAAACAACGAACGAAAAAGUCAUUCGACACAAGGUGGGAAAAUCCUAAUUUCCUAAACCUAAUUCCUAAAAUCCUAAUUUCCCUUUGUGAUCAGCCUAAACUGAGCUCAAUUGAUGAAUUUGUUUCUCAGUUAUGAGUAAUUAACACAAAAGUUUAAAGUAUACAUUUUACCCCACUCUCCUAAUACAGGAAGAAUAUUUUAAUAACGACAAAUAAAUAUUAAAUUCAGAAAACAAAAGUGCAUUCCCCCCCCCCCUAAAAUUGUAAAUUAUUUUAACUCUAAUGAUCUCAUGCAUGUGUAUUUAUGCGAAAUUUUAUGAAUGUUGUAAAUCAAAUCUUGUUGUCUCAUUGUUGUGAAGAAAAUUAAUAAAUAUUUUUUGUCUGGAAA
Molecule: messenger RNA, 4054 nt
Organism: Diachasma alloeum
Lineage: Eukaryota; Metazoa; Arthropoda; Insecta; Hymenoptera; Braconidae
Gene: Adcy2
Product: adenylate cyclase type 2
Exons: 17
Coding region: 556-3564 (1002 amino acids)
Biological process (GO): adenylate cyclase-inhibiting G protein-coupled receptor signaling pathway; adenylate cyclase-activating G protein-coupled receptor signaling pathway; intracellular signal transduction
Cellular component (GO): plasma membrane
Molecular function (GO): adenylate cyclase activity
Source: RefSeq, a predicted model, not a curated record